Messenger RNA from Camponotus floridanus (Florida carpenter ant), 2457 nucleotides. RefSeq names its product conserved oligomeric Golgi complex subunit 2 (gene Cog2). Gene Ontology annotation, cellular component: membrane; COG complex. Lineage: Eukaryota; Metazoa; Arthropoda; Insecta; Hymenoptera; Formicidae. Bases 128 to 2230 code for a protein of 700 amino acids. The transcript is spliced from 11 exons. Gene Ontology annotation, biological process: Golgi organization; protein transport; intra-Golgi vesicle-mediated transport. The record is from RefSeq and is a predicted model, not a curated record.
UAUGGAUCAGGCCUUAAUCGAGAUGUCAAGUGUUGCACGUCACAAUAAGAAUUGACGACAAAUCUUGGAAUAUUGAGAAACGAAAGGAAUUUAUUAUUCGACUGCAAAUACAUAAAUAUAUAUAAUUAUGUCUAUAAAUAAUGCCACUUUGCCAAAAGCACCAAAGGAUUUAUGUUUCUCUGAGCUUGAUUUUAUACAGGAUAAUUUUGAUGUAGAUAAUUUUUUACAAGAUCACAGAAAAAAUGAUAAACUGGAGACAAUGCGUGACGAUCUUGGUGUAUACUUGAAAUUACUGAGAUCUGCUAUGAUUGAUUUAAUUAAUAGGGAUUAUACGGAUUUUGUAAAUCUAUCCAGUAAUUUAAUCGGGCUGGAUAAAGCCAUCAAUGAUUUGCAAGCGCCACUUGGACAAUUGAGAGAAGAAGUUAUGCAAGUACGACAAGCUUUGGAUGAUGAAAUUGUAUCCAUUUCAACUAAUUUAAACAACAAUUUGAAGAUAAGAGAACGUAAACAAAGUUUGUAUAGUUUACAACAUGUAUACAAGUCACUCAAGAAGCUUUCUUCUAUAUUGUCUAUGAAAACAUUCAUGGAAAAUCCUACAAAAAUCGACAUUUUGGAGCAAGCUGCAAUCGAAUUGAAUCAGUUAAAAUUUCACAUGUCUAGAUGUAAAUUGGACAUUUCAAUUGAUCAAGGAAAAGAAAGUAUAGAAUUGGAAAACUUGUAUCUAAAUUGUUUGAAUGAGUUAUUCUUAGCAUGCAUACAUGAAAAGAAUUCAAAUUUGGCAAUCCGUUGCCUCAGAAUUUAUCUUACCCUUGAUAAAAUAACAAAUGCUGAAGAAUUGGUAAGGCAUGAACUUGUAAGGCCAUUAAUUUACAAUAUUGUUAAUGAGGAGAAUCUUCAAUCUGAUCCACUUGGUCUGCAAAGUAUUUAUCAUAAAUUAUUAAAUAUUUUAAAUGUGGAAUUAAAACAAUUAUUAGAUAUCACAUUACAUCCUGAAAGAAUAUCUGUGAAAGGAUUUAAUUUUCUAGUAAAUAGCUUUUGGGCCGAAGUUGAAGAAAAGAUUGAGCAAUAUAUAAAGUCUAUUUUUGCUCCAGGAGAUCCAGUGUUAUUUCAUAAAAGAUAUACAGCUACAUUGGAAUUUUUAACAAAGUUGGAAGCAGAGUGCAUUACAUCUGAAAUCUUAAUGACAUUGAGGAAUCAUCCACAGUAUAAAAGUUUUCUUAAGAAAUGGAAUUUGCCAGUAUAUUUUCAAAUUCGAUUUCAAGAGAUAGCUGGUCACGUAGAGACAGUAUUAGUUGAGCCAGUGUCACCAGAUUCAAUCACAGGUAGUUUGAUUUCCUUGGCACAAGAAAAUUUUUCGCUUCAUGCGACUAAUGUGGUUUGGGAUAAUCUGCUAAGGAUUUGGGCAGAAAAUAUUUAUUUAUAUCAAUUAUUCCACAAGUUUUGGAAACUCAGUCUUCAAAUAUGCUCAAGGUAUCAAACUUGGUGUCAAAGUGCAAUGAAACAAGUAUGGCCAAUAAUAAAUGAAACCAACAAUUCAAAUGACUCAGAGCAUUCUACAAGAUUAAAUUUUCUAGUAUAUCUGUACACUGAUAUAAAUAAACUGAUAAAUGCAUUGCCAUCUUUUCUACAAAUGGUGCAAUCAAAAAUUAAAAAUGAUAAUGUUACUAUAUCAAAAUUAUUAGAAGAUUCUCUAGGUGAAACAGCCAAAAAUUUAGCAAAUUUGUUGCCUUUAGUUACAAAAGAAAUCGUGAAUGAGCUUUCAGAGCAAUGUGUAACAUAUUUGAAACAAGUUAGUGACAUUCCUAGAUUGUUUAGAAGGACAAAGCGAGAUGUGCCAACUAAACCUUGUUCUUAUGUAAAGAGUGCAAUAGUUCCACUUACUAAUUUCCAUAUAGAUUAUAACAAAAUCAUUCCUGAAAUUGUUAUUCUUUGGUUGGAGUUAACUUUGUCUUCACUAACGGAAAGCUAUUUGUUAUUUGUUACUGAUGUAUUGACGUCUGUACAAAAGACUGAAGAAAGUUUACGAAGAUUGAAAAAGAUUCGUGAUAAAUCUACUGGAAUUCUGCCUUCAGAAUCACAGGGUAUUAGCGACGACGAGAAGAUACGUAUUCAACUUAAGGUGGAUGUGGAUGGAUAUGCAAACAUGAUCAAAGAUCUUAAUAUCUCGAUAACCAACAUACAUCAUUUGCAAGAAUUGAUGGAUGCUGUAGAAGCAGCUGUUAAGAAAUAAGAUUUUCAUAAUAAUUUAAUUGUAUCAAAAUAUGCUGAUCAACAAUGACUUAAAUAUCUUGUUAUUUCAUAAAUUAUAAAUCUCUCUAAGCGUGAAAGUUUUAAAGUCAAGAUGUCUCAAAUCUGAACUGUUAUAAUCAAGUUUUAAUUGAUUGAAUAUUUAUUAUUUAUAUUUCUAAAAAGACUUCAUUUUAUCCCUAUUUAGUAACUAUUUUCCCUACAUUAUAU